Molecule: messenger RNA, 1698 nt
Organism: Phanerochaete carnosa HHB-10118-sp
Lineage: Eukaryota; Fungi; Basidiomycota; Agaricomycetes; Polyporales; Phanerochaetaceae
Exons: 8
Coding region: 1-1698 (565 amino acids)
Source: RefSeq, a predicted model, not a curated record
AUGCGCAGGAUCUCGUUCGCGCUUUUUCUGUUCGCCGUGCAGGCCGCACUGUUGGGUGCGUGGCUCUCGCCGGGGCUAUUUACAUCCGCGACGGGCGCGGUCGCGAACGCCGUCAGGGAUGCGAGUGCCACCGCGUUCCCGGAUCUGUACGAGGCCUCAAUUGCCGAGUUGCAGGCCGGGCUCGGGGAGGGACUGUUUACGAGUGAAGAUCUCGUGAAGGCCUACUUCGCGCGGAUCGAAGAAGUGAAUCUGCAAGGGCCCACCCUUCGUGCGGUCAUCGAGAUGAACCCCAAUGCGCUUGCACAAGCGAGAGCACUGGACCUCGAGAGAAAAAUCAGCGGCCCUCGCGGGCCACUUCAUGGUAUUCCGAUGCUGCUAAAGGACAACAUCGCCACGUUGCACUCCGACGGUAUGAACACUACUGCAGGGUCUUUCGCACUCCUUGGCUCUGUCGUACCCAGAGAUGCCGGAGUCGCAGCCCGGCUUCGUGCGGCAGGCGCAAUUAUCCUCGGAAAAGCAAACCUCAGCGAAUGGGCGAACUUCCGCGGGAACGUACCAUCUGGCUUCUCCGGGCGUGGUGGGCAGGCGUCGAGCCCCUACGUUCCCCUCGGAGACCCAUCCGGCUCUAGCUCCGGCAGCGGCAUCGGCACAGCGAUCGGUCUCUGCGCUGCAGCUCUGGGGUCCGAGACCGAUGGCUCGAUUGUGUCUCCGAGUGAGGUUAACAACCUUGUGGGAAUCAAGCCGACUGUGGGCCUCACCUCGCGUGCAGGCGUGGUCCCCAUAUCCGAACACCAGGACACCGUCGGGCCCAUGGCACGCUCGGUCGCAGACGCCGCGACGAUCCUGUCCGUCAUCGCCGGCCGCGACCCGCUCGACAACUUCACGCUCGCCCAGCCGCCGGUCGUGCCCGACUACACCAAGGCACUCGACAAAAAUGCGCUCAAGGGCGCCCGGCUUGGUGUGGCGCGACAGUUCGCUGGCAGAGACGUGAAUGUGCUGGCGGCGUUGAACGCAUCCGUCGAGCUCAUGGCCCAGAUGGGCGCAACCAUCGUCGACCCGGCCGACUUCCCGGACUUUGCAGAGUUCGAAGCGAGCGGAAACGAGACGAUCGUGCUUUUAACAGACUUCAAGUUGUUAACUCUGCCUCAGGUCGAUGUAGCACAAUACAUAUCAGAGCUUGUGCAUGUCCCGACCGGCGUGAAGACUCUGGCGGAUCUCAUUGCAUUCAACUCUGCUCAUGCCAGUGAAGAACUCGUCCCACCUUUCUGGACAGACCAAUCUGAGUUCAUUGCAUCCGAGAACACCACCGUAGAUCAGGCCUACUUCGACGCCCUGGCAGCCGAUAAAGACUUGGGCCAGACUCGCGGUAUCGACGCAACACUAAAGAUGUUCAAUCUCGACGCCUUGAUCCUGCCCACCAGCGGUGCUGCGGGUCCGGCUGCCAUCGCCGGCUAUCCUAUCGUCACCGUUCCGCUUGGCUUUGAGCCGCCCAACACGACAUUGGCACCGGCAGAGCCGACGCGUUCCACAGGGCCGAACAAGCCAUUCGGGCUCUCGUUCAUGGGCACCGCCUUCAGCGAGUUCCAACUGAUCUCGCUCGCUUUCGCGUACGAGCAGGCCACUCACACUCGGCUGAAGCAGCUUGCGUUCCCGGAGGCGAUUCCUAAGACUCAGCUUGCAGACAUUGUUGGAAAAUAA